CGAUUUUUACCAUUUGCACUUUUGCAGGUCAGCUUCGUCUCCGGCGGCUAAAACCCUAUAACCCACACCCAUUUUUUAUAUCUUCAAAAUUACACCAUAUCUUAAUGAUGAAAUCACUAAUCUUUCCAUCAAGAACAGCCUCAAUCUUGAUCCCAAAUCUUGUUUUUAAUCCCUCUAAGUCGCUAUCUUCCGUUUCUAACUUCGUACCUAUUAGAAACCCUCAUUUUAUCCCUGAAGUACGUUCUCUUAGAUCACCCUCAUCAUCUUUUUCAUAUUCUUCUUCAAGCCCAGAUGAAAACGGCCAUUGCUACCAAACUGAGGGUGAAAUUCACGUAAUUGUGGGUCCUAUGUUCGCCGGAAAAACUACCACUUUGCUUCACCGGAUGAAAUCUGAAAGCUCUAAUGGCAGAAAUGUAGCUAUUAUAAAGUCCAGCAAGGAUACAAGAUACGGAUUGGAUUCCAUUGUGACACAUGAUGGAGAGAAGCUACCGUGUUGGCCACUGGAAGCGUUAUCAUCAUUCAAAGAAAGAAUUGGUAUCGAAGCUUAUCAUAAGCUUGAGGUGAUUGGAAUCGAUGAAGCUCAGUUUUUUGACGACUUGUAUGAUUUCUGCAUCAAAGCUGCUGACCAUGAUGGUAAAACUGUAAUUGUUGCUGGCUUGGACGGUGACUAUUUGCGAAGGAGCUUUGGAGUACUGGAUAUAAUACCAAUUGCAGAAUCUGUAACAAAGUUAAAGGCACGAUGCGAGCUGUGUGGCAAGCCUGCUUUCUUUACCUUACGGAAAACAGAGGAAACGGAAAGAGAACUGGUUGCUGGUGCAGAUGUUUACAUGCCAGUAUGUCGAAAACAUUAUGUGAGCGGCCAAGGAGUCAAAGAGGCUGCAAGAACAGUUCUUGAAACACACAAGGUUCAGUGUCGCUCAUUAUCGUAGGUUCUUUAAGCAUUAAAACUAUGAAUUUGUGUUGUACACUAGAAUCCGUCAAUCAAAUUUAUAUAAAAAUCUUUGUUGGC
Molecule: messenger RNA, 1009 nt
Organism: Cynara cardunculus var. scolymus (artichoke)
Lineage: Eukaryota; Viridiplantae; Streptophyta; Magnoliopsida; Asterales; Asteraceae
Product: thymidine kinase a-like
Exons: 4
Coding region: 105-929 (274 amino acids)
Biological process (GO): thymidine metabolic process
Molecular function (GO): thymidine kinase activity; ATP binding
Source: RefSeq, a predicted model, not a curated record